Messenger RNA from Symbiodinium necroappetens, 1266 nucleotides. Lineage: Eukaryota; Dinophyceae; Suessiales; Symbiodiniaceae. The record is from the annotation of a GenBank genome assembly.
AUGAUCUUCUUCGAAGUGGCAGGGGGGCCCUACGGUGCCGAGCCGGUCAUCCGCAAAGGCGGGCCGUUGCUGGCGAUUCUGGGAUUUCUGCUUAUCCCCCUGAUCUGGUCGUUGCCCAUCGCAGUGAUGACCGCCGAGCUUUGUAGCCACGACCCGCAUGUUGGUGGCAAGAUCCACUUUGUCCACAAAUGCUGGGGCCCGUGGGUGGGCUGGAUGAACGGUUGGUUCAACGCCGUUAGCAACGUGUUCGACGUAGCCACUCUGCCUGCUAUGGCGUUGGGCUACCUCGAGGUGCUCAUAGGCACAACGCUCUCCGCCACACAACGCUGGUGGACCAGCUUUGUGCUGGUGGCAGCCGCAGUGGUGACCAAUGUCGCCGGGGUGGAGAUCGUCGGUGAUGUCUCCUAUGUCCUGUGCAUCGUGGUGUGCCUUCCCAGCUUGGUCCUGGUACUGAUCGGCACCCCAGAGCUUGCAGACUUCCCGGCACAGGCGGACAUGCAGGAGGUAAUGUGGCUGCAUUUCCUGACCUCGCUGAUGUGGAACACAUCAGGCUUUGAUGAUGCAGGUGCCUCUGCAGCUGAGGUGCGCGCACCCGCGAAGAUCUAUCCCAAAGCGCUGGGAAUCUCUGUGGCACUGGUUACGGCGCUCUAUGUCUUGCCACUGUCCGUCGGGGUGGCCGUGGACUCCGCGCCGGAGCGUUGGCACGAUGGCUUCCUGGCCACGGUGGGUGAACGGCUUGGAGGUGCACCUUUGGGCUUCGCUCUGAGCUUGGCUGGCUUCGCCUCAUCCGUAGCCCAGCUCAAUGCCCUGCUUUGCACCUCCGUGCGCGAGAUCAUUUGCAUGGCCGAACAGCCCGGGCAACCUGUGCCUGCUUGCCUCGGCACCGUGCACCCGAAGCUGCAGACACCGCAUAUCGGCACAGUGCUGUUUGGGCUUGUGCUGACCUUGACUCUUCAAUAUCACUUCGUGGAGCUCAUCGCCGCUACAGUCAUUUUCGACUGCGUUAGUUUCAUCAUCCAGUUCGCCACAUGGAUCCGCUUCAGGUGGGAGACUCCGGCAGACGAGAAUGAAGCAGCUUUUCGCCUGCCGGUCGGCUUCACAGGGGUGUUGCUGUGGAGCUCAGGACCCGUCCUCCUCUCUGCGCUGGUGCUUUUCCUGACGCUGUCCAUGGGCGGCCCAGCGCUGUAUGGAACGGUUCUGGCCUUCGUUGUGGGUGCCCAGGCAGCCCUCAGCCUUUCAGGAUUCAUAAAAUGGCCGAAAUCCUGA